AUGUUUAAUAUAAAUUUUUCUGCUAAAAUUAAAGAAGCAGAAGAUCAUGUAAAACAAGGAGAAAAAUAUUUAAAAACAUCAUUAACGAAAUGGAAACCAGAUCUUGAUUCAGCUAUUGAAGAAUAUGAUAAAGCUUGUACUUGCUAUCGUAUUGCAGAAAAAUAUGAACAAUGUAGAGAUUUAGCAUUAAAAUUAGCUGAAUUACAAAUACAAAAAGGAAGUACAUUUUUUGCGGGAAAAUCUUAUGAACAAGCAGCACAAAUGACACAACAAUUACAAGAUUUACCAACCGCUGCAAAAUAUUUUGAUAAAGCAGGACAAUUAUACGUUGGAGGAGGUCAACGAGAUUCAGCUGCAAUACUUUACGAACGAUGUGCUACACAAUUUCAACAAUUUGAUCGUACAAUAGCUAUUGAUUUUUAUCUUAAAGGAGCUCGUCUAGCUGAUCAAGAAGAUAAAGCCGAUCAAGCUGCUGAUUUAUAUGAAAAAGCAGCUAUGCAAAUUCUUCGAACAGGAGAUUAUCCUAAAACAACUGAAUUACUUGAAACAGUUACAAAUCUUUUAACAACAUUGGAACGUUAUGAUCGUAUUAAUCGUGUUAUACUUUAUAGAAUAUUACUUAAAUUAUUUAAUGAAGAUAGUGUAGCUGGAAGAAAUAUAUUUGAUCAAGCUUGUCGAAAUUAUCCAACAUUUGAUCAAUGGGAAGAACGAGAUUAUAUUGAAAUAUUACUUGAUGCUUUUGAUCAAGAUGAUAAAGAAUUAAUUAGUAAACGUUGUCGAAGAGGAUAUUUUAUGGCAAUCGAACCAGAAUUUGUUCGUUUAAUUAAACGAUGGGUUCUUCCAGAUAAAAAGAAAGAAGAUGAACAACAACAACAAAAAACAACAACGUCCGGAGUUAAACCCAUGCAAUUUGAUGAUGAAGAGAAUGAUCUACGUUAA
Messenger RNA from Adineta steineri, 939 nucleotides. NCBI's taxonomy places the organism in Eukaryota, Metazoa, Rotifera, Eurotatoria, Adinetida, Adinetidae. The record is from the annotation of a GenBank genome assembly.